Messenger RNA from Balaenoptera ricei (Rice's whale), 1849 nucleotides. RefSeq names its product ankyrin repeat and BTB domain containing 1 (gene ABTB1). NCBI's taxonomy places the organism in Eukaryota, Metazoa, Chordata, Mammalia, Artiodactyla, Balaenopteridae. The record is from RefSeq and is a predicted model, not a curated record. Gene Ontology annotation, cellular component: ubiquitin ligase complex; cytoplasm. The transcript has 12 exons. Gene Ontology annotation, molecular function: protein binding. The coding region runs from base 554 to 1564 and encodes 336 amino acids.
GGUCCUCCGGACGCCAGGCGCCGCUGCGGAGCGGGCGGGGCGCAGCGCGGCGUGUUUAUAUUCGGCGGGGCUUCGCCGCUGCCCGGGGUCGGAGACGUCCGCGCCAUGGAUACCUGCGAUCUGUUCUCCAGCUGCAGGAAGGGGGACGUGGGCCGAGUGCGGUCUCCUCUCCAGACCCCAAACCCAUCCUGACGCAGGCUCUGACCUCCUCUGCCCAGGUACCUGCUGGAGCAGCGAGACGUGGAGGUACUACGCCUGCCUCUGUGGACAUGAAGAGCUGGUGCUCUAUCUGCUAGCCAAUGGAGCCCGCUGCGAGGCCAACACCUUCGAUGGGGAGCGCUGCCUCUACGGGGCACAGAGUGAUGCCAUCCGCCGGGCCCUGCGUGACUACAAGCAGGUGACGGCCUCCUACCGGCAGCGGGACUGCUACUACCGCUUCCUGCUGCGCCUCCUGGAGCAGGGCAUCCACAGCGACGUGGUCUUCUUAGUGCACGGGAAGUCCUUCCGGGCACAUCGCUGCAUCCUGGGUGCUCGCAGCACCUACUUCGCACACAUGCUCGACACCAGAUGGAAGGGCAAGAGUGUCGUGGUCCUCAGGCACCCUCUGAUCAACCCCGUGGCCUUUGGGGCCCUUCUGCAGUACCUGUACACAGCACUGCACCCAUACCCAGGCUGCCUGGACGUCGGUGUGGAGCACGUUGGCGACUGUGAGCGUCUCGCCAAGCAGUGCCAGCUGUGGGACCUGCUCGGCGACCUGGAGGCCAAGUGUGAGUGGGCUUCCAAGCCAGGCACGUGUGUGAAGGUGCUGACCAUCGAGCCUCCCCAGGCAGACCCCCGGUUGCGGGAGGACCUGGCCCUGCUGGCCGACUGUGCCCUGCCCCCCGAGCUCCGGGGUGAUCUUGGGGAGCUGCCCUUCCCUUGCGACGGCUUCAGCAGCUGCCCUGAUGUCUGCUUCCGGGUGGACGGUUACAGCUUCCUCUGUCACAAGGCCUUCUUCUGUGGCCGCAGUGAUUACUUCCGGGCCCUGCUGGAUGACCACUUCCGAGAGAACGAGGAGCUGGAGGCCUCAGGCGGCCUCCUGGCCAUCACCCUGCACGACAUCUCACCCGACAUCUUCACCCACGUGCUGUACUACAUCUAUGGCGACCACACCGAGCUGCCUCCCGAGUUGGCCUAUGACGUGCUGCGUGUGGCCGACAUGUACCUGUUGCCAGGCCUGAAGCAGCUGUGUGGCCGUGGCCUGGCCCAGCUGCUGGACGAGGACAGCGUGGUGGGCGUGUGGCGCGUGGCCAAGCUGUUUGGCCUGGCGCGCCUGGAGGACCAGUGCACAAAGUACAUGGCCAAGGUCCUCGAGAAGCUGGCGGGGCAGCGGGACUUCGUGGAGGCUGUGAGGGAGGAGGCCGCGGCCGUGACAGCCCGGCAGGAGACAGACUCCAUCCCGCUGGUGGACGACAUCCGCUUCCACGUGGGCAGCACGGUGCAGACGUGCAGUGCCAUGGAGCAGGCAGAGCGGCGGCUGCGGGUGCUGGAGGACCUGCUGCUGUCCAUCGGCCUGGACUGCUGACGGACGGCUGCACGCGUGGUGGCUAGUGAGCCUGGGGCAUCACCGUGCCGGCAGGGGCUCGGCUGCGCUCUCCUCCCCUCUGUGCCUGGGGACCCCGGGGAGGGUCACCUUGGGAUGAGGCCUCUCCCGCAGCACAACCAGCCCCAAGGCCCUGGGGCUGGGCACCACUCAGGGAAACCUGGCGGGCGGUCUCUUAGGGCCUCCCUCCCCCAUCCCACCUGCUCCUGGCCCCUCCUCGCAUGUUUUCCUGGGCCGAGCGGGGCAAUAAAGCUUGAAUUCACCGUG